Messenger RNA from Aspergillus fischeri NRRL 181, 1917 nucleotides. Its product is annotated as Zn(II)2Cys6 transcription factor. The record is from RefSeq and is a predicted model, not a curated record. Gene Ontology annotation, molecular function: DNA-binding transcription factor activity, RNA polymerase II-specific; DNA binding; zinc ion binding. Lineage: Eukaryota; Fungi; Ascomycota; Eurotiomycetes; Eurotiales; Aspergillaceae. The transcript has 5 exons. Bases 1 to 1917 code for a protein of 638 amino acids. Gene Ontology annotation, biological process: DNA-templated transcription; regulation of DNA-templated transcription.
AUGCCACCGGCUGAAAAGAAACAAUCCCGAGGGAAAUAUACCACCAAAGCCUGCGAGGAGUGUCGUCGUCGGCGAGCAAAGUGCGACGGAAAAAAACCAUCCUGCUCCCGUUGUCUGCAAUGGAGUAUCUCCUGUCAAUACUCCUCGAAUGAGGACGGGAGACGGCCUGCAUCCAAGUCCUACGUUGACUUGCUUCGUCAGCGCAUACAAUUCCUCGAGGACUUCCUGGCCAAACGCGGACUUGAUCCAGACGCGGAAAAGUCACUUGGAGAGGACGCUGCAGAAGUUUCAUAUAUGGAGGCUCUAUGCGAUCAAUUCAAGGGACGUCUUGCGCUAGACGAAUCUCUCAAUUUCGACGCCGAUGGCGAGAUGCGGUUCUUUGGGCCGACGAGUGGCCGUCUCCAGUUCGCUGCUCAAGGUAUCUCGCCAGAGAAAGAUUCGAACGCACGCGUUGAAGCCGAGCCCCUUGCAUCAACGGCAUACGACGCUUUCGUUCCUACAGAGCUGGAAACCCACUUGAUCGAUCUGUACUUCGCCUGGGAGCAACCAUGGUACCAGAUUGUGGACGAGGAGCUCUUCCGCGAGAGCAUGGCAAACAGAGGUCGCUAUUUCACUCCCCUGCUUCUGUACAGCAUUCUCGCCAUGGGGUCACGGUACUCUGACCGCGUCGAAACCCGCACCGACGCAAACGAUCCUAACACAGCUGGUCGAUUCUUUCUCGAACAGGCCAAGACUUUACUGCAUGGGGAAAUGGAACGGCCGAGCCUGACGACUAUCCAGGCAUUAGGCCUUAUCGGGAUGUUUUACAUUGCCACAGGGGCUGAUGCAGCCGGGUGGCUGCACCACGGCAUGGCGAACAGGCUGAGUCUUGACAUGGGACUCAAUCUGGACCCGGCUGCCUUCGAGGGAGCCGUGAGUAUGUCUCCCAAGGAAAUGCAACUCCGACGACAGAUCUACUGGACUCUAUACUGUCACGACAAGCUCUCUGCGAGCUAUACAGGGCGCGUCUGCUCCAUGCUGGACGUCCAAGGAGCCGUCAACCUUCCCAGUCAUGCAGAGCCAUCAUCUCCCCGACAGCAGGCCAUUCUCUCCCUACAGAUAGCCUUAAUCCGCAUCUGCCAAAUCUACGAGAGGAUCUUGAUGUCCUUGUGGGCUCCUAAACCCAGCCUCAACCAACACCAACGACCCACCUUUCUCAAAUCCUGUCUUCUGGACCUAAAAACCUGGCUCUACGAUCUCCCUCCAGCGCUCCGGAUCGACCAGCCAAAUCCUCUUCCGCACGCAUAUACCUUGCACAUGGUCUUCCACACUGCUAGGAUUCUCCUGGCCAAACCAUUCACAGUAAGGCAUCAAUCUGCGUCCAACGAUGCAGAUGCCAACGGAGGAGCACAAACACAAACGCAAGCACAGUCCGUCUCCACCGACUCCGCCCGCGCAAUCUGCACCAUAGCCCAGAAAUACCGCCAGCACUUUGCGAGUUUCCAUCUCAGCCCCAUCACCGCGACGCAUUGCACGCUCUCGGCAGCAACGGUGUUACUUGAGGAUAUCGCUGGCGAGGACAUGCUUCCGUCGCAGAAGAGCCGGCUGGAAGUAUGUGUGGGUGUCCUCGAGGAGUUGGCGGGCUUGUGGCAGCCCGCACGACGUAUCGGGACCAAUCUGCGGCGGUUGCUGAGGACGAGGUAUAACCUGACACUCCCGGGGAGCAGUACAGAGGGCCAGCUGCAGGCGACCGGGGAUGGUCUAUUAGCUCCGUCUACGGGGUUUGAUUUUGUGGAUGAGUGGAACACAGAGUUUCUGCCUCAGUAUGCAGAAGGACUGCCGGCGGCUCUGAGUUUGCCUCCCGCUUUGGACUCGCUACCGGUUGAUUACGGGUUGUUUGAUCUGUUGAAUCGGAUAAAUAUGGAUAGGAUGUGGUAG